UAGUUUGCAUCGCCAGGCAUUAGACGACGAAUACUUCAGCUGCUAGCAUUCGCUUUCAUGCUAACAGUGUGUGGGAUAUUUUUAGAACGGCCUUCUGCUGCACUGCCCUUUAAUAAAUGCUGCACGUCUUCUUAUGCAAUAGUCAUGCUAUCUACUGAUGUACUGCUGUGACUUUCAUUAUAAGCUGAUGCGCUCUCUGCCAUGAGUUGGGAGGACAUAACCACCUUUUUGGAAAUAAGUGGAAUAUUAUAAACGCUGUGAGUGUAACACCAUGGAGAUUCGCUGUUGGAUGCCUGUUUUAAUCCUGCUGUGCGUGAUCACUGCGACGAGAUGCCAGACUACUGUGGAUGCUUCUUCUAUCUCCAUGGGGGAGCAUCCCCGUGAUACUGUAGGAGUGGUAGGGGGUAUUGUAACGUUCAGAUGUGUGGUGCGUAAUAAAGGUGAGCAUUCGGUCUACUGGUUCCGACAUGGCGCCCAUAAAUACCUCAGUAGGGACCGUCGUAUCUUUCACCUCGCCGACAUGGCAGGAUUCAUGAAUCGGAUUUCUAUCCAAGGCAAUAUGGGGUACGGUGAGUUCAAUCUCCGAAUUUCCAACGUCUCACUGGCCGACAAUGACCAGUACAGCUGCAUGUAUUUUCUUGGGCAGCAGUUCGUGGGAAUGUCGGAACCGGCUUCCUUGACGGUUUACAUGCCACCGACAUCUAAAGGACCUAGCUGUGAGAUGCAGCCACCCAACGAUGCUCGGCCAGGGAUGAAAGUGACAAUGGUAUGUACCUCAACAGGAUCGCUACCAUAUACCAGACUAGACUGGAAGAAUCGGGUGGAGAUUCUACCGGGUACCUUGGUGCAAGGACCACGCCCCAGAGCGCUCUACGAAGUGAGAUUAACAGAUAUGGAUAACGGAGCUACCUUCACAUGUGAGGAGUCGAGUCCUGCUUUGUACCAGCCGCGGACAUGUUUCCUGAAGCCUUUCUUCAUACAGACCAACGUCACUGUUAUACGUGAACCUGAGAGCAUCAGUACCGGAGCGGACGUAGUAGUCAGGUGCAUUGCCAAAGCCAUACCAAAACAGGUGAACUACACUUGGACUAUCAACAACCGAAACCUCACUGUCACUAACGACCCUAGGAUCAAAUUGGAACAGAAUGGCAGAGUUCUCAGGAUCAUCAACGUCAAAGCAGAAGACAAUGGAACCUUGAUCACUUGUUCUGCGAAUAACGUCUUGAAUUUAGAAGGGUCGGACUACACCUCACUCACCAUCAACAGCGAGCAGCUGCAGAGUGUUGCACAGACAGGAGGAUCCUCAAAGCAUAUUGGUAUCAUCAGUGGUAUCGUCGGCACCUUAGCCAUUCUCAUUAUUGUCGCUAUCCUUGCGGUGAGAAAGAAACGUCAGAUGUUGCAGGAAAAACCUAGGAACGUCCAGCGCCAGGCCAAACAUGUGUCUCGACUGUCUGGGUUCUCUGAUUGUGAGUACCUUGAUGAUCAGGACUUCGGAGGUGUGGCCAUCUGCAACACUCCUCGAGAUGCCAUCGCGGAGCAUCUGAAAGAGAACCCUGAAGACAAAGGUCCGAAUGAUGAUGGCGAGACAGCAGCGAGGGUUCUUCUAGUGGCUGGUCCACCACCUAGGCCAAAACCACCCAAAAAGCUGCCCAUCAUCAAACCGGUUCUACCUCCAAUAUCCCCUGUUAUGCGAAUGCGUGCAACCCCUCCUCCCCUUUCCCCUUCGUUGCCUAGCAACGAGAUGCCAGCAUCCCUUCCCCCAGUGACUGAAUCCCGUCAUAGUCCCGUGAAGACUUUUCCCGCGGGUAGACUCCCGGGAAUGCCGGGAAAAUACCACGCUAAGGGUCCCUUACCACGCCCUCCCAGACCCCCAACCUCACCCAGGCACCAUCGUUUUCAAAGGAAUGAAUCAGAUCUCCUCAGGUGCUAACACAUGUGAUAUUAUCCUAAGCCAUGGUAACAAUCAAUGAUGAUUUUUGUAUUGUAUUUUAACGUUAUACUCAUGAUUUGUUCAAAAUGUGAUAUGUAUAUCAGUGAUUGAUAUGUUUUUGUCUUGUAUUUCGUUUUUGUUUACUGAUACAUUUAAAAUGUUGAGAAUGAUCGGUGAUCAAUUUUCAUGUCACCUAGCGUGUCAAAGUGCAGAUUACCCUAGGCUUAGACGGAGCUUCAGUAGUUGUUAAGCUGACAUGUAAGAUUAUAAGUUAAUAUCCCGGACUAUUAUACGCUAAUUGCUACUUGCUAAUAAUGAUAGUAUCUUGUGUAAACCAUCAUGACAUCGAUUAUGGAAGACAUUGGAAGGGUCUGUCUUUCCUUAGCUUAACCCUAUAGUUUUCAAAUCACCAAACUCCUGUCCUGAUCAGUGGUGUGAGAUCUUUCAACAAUUCAUGUUUGACAUUGUUCAAGCAAGCAUUAUUUUGUCUAUUUUGCUCAAUGUAGACCCCAGAUGAUAAGUGUGAAAAGUCAGAUGUUUGGCUUUAAUGCUUACUUCGCAAUUAAUUUAUCAUGUUUAUUUACACUUCUACAGGCUUUAACUUUUUUUGUCAGAUGCAUCAUUUUGUAGUACUUUAAUAUCGUCGAAAGAUAGGAAUUAGAAUAUAGAAAGGAGGAUAAAUGUUCCUAUUUCUUUUCGCCCAUUUAUUUUUUUUACUGAAGUUUAGGUGUCCAUGCAGUUAAUUACCAACAUAUUCGUAACUAUUAUGUCCAUAAUGCAUUUUUUCAGAGAGGAGAGAUAGAACGUAUUUGUUACGAGGAGGGGGCACCGUGUACUUGUUGACCCUCUUCCCAUCCUAACCCCUCUCCAUCCAUAAAUCGUCUACAUCUAUUAAUCUUCAUUACUAAGCUCAUGUCACAUAAUGACAGUUAAGGUAAUUAUAUUAUAGGACGCGGAUAUCCUGACUUUGAGGAGUGAUUUACAACAAGCAAGGAUCUAUAGCUUUCUAGCCAAUUAAUUAUCAGGAAUUAUGUAGAAAGAGAACCAGACUAGUAUGUCUUUGUAAUUAAUCCGCACUGGUUCCGGAACCAUUAGACCACGACGCACCCGAACUAUUUGACAUACGAGUUUACUCCUUCGGUGUCAUAUCUUAUGAAACAUCUGAUUUUGGAUACUAGGUGUGUAUAUUCAUCUUAAUCUUUGAAUUCCAAUGAUAUUCUGCCACCAUCUAUAGCGCUCUUUGUGAAGAUGAAUGAAGUUGUAAUCACAUAUUAUCUGUCAAAAAUCUGAUGAACAUAUGGGAGAGAUUUGGGUACAUGUUUUAUAUACUAAUUAUAUUUAAAGGCAAGUGCCAAUAGGAGAACAUGAUCAUAGACAUAAUAACGUCCCUGACGAAUUUGGAAUGAAGAUGGACAAGUGGGAAUAGGGGAGCAUAAUUACUGGGAUGAUAGCGGAACAAUAGAAAGGGGGGCUUUAAUGAUGUCUUCCGUUCUUAAAUGAAAUUGAAGGUUGACACUGGGGGCCAUCAUUAUAGAGGAAGGAUGUAUGUCAGUAACAUUAUGUAAUAUCAUGUAGCUUAACUGUUCUUUCAUACGCUUUGAUGUAGGCCUACAUAAUCUUACUCUUAGAUAAGUAUUGCAUUGUGGGUAAUUUUUCAUCUAAGGGACUUCAGUGCUUAAUAUCAUACAAAUUAACUAGGGUAAUAUUUUGCUAUGAUACUUUCAGACAGCCUAAUAUUUUUUGGCCUAUACAAAGCAUUAAAUGAAAUUUCGAUGGAUGAUUACUCUUAAAAAUUAAAGUAGGUCACUAGAGACUAAAGGUGAAUGCCCAUUUAGGUGUGAGACUCUGUAUUUUCCUUUUUUUGUAUUGUUCUUUGAGAUAUGUGAUACGAUUAUUGUCCUCUUGGCAGCUUGACAUUUCCCUCUUUUAAUUAAGCUGCACGGAGUUCAGCAAAGGAGGCCACUUAAUUUCGGCUCGAAGUGUGAUCAUAAUGGUCAGCCCUCUUGAUGCGUGCCUCGAAUCCAAUUAUCAUGAAUCACUGAAACGUAAGAUUAUUUAUGAUUUAGAUAUCCGCAAACAAUGAAAAACAGAUCAGCACAACAGGGCUCUCCCAUCGACAAUGUGAUAAACAAUCGCUAAACGAUUCAUAAUUUUGACAGAUUUGGAACGGAGAUGAACAAUGGGAUUUUUAUUUCCAGGGAGCGAGUUUUGGAAUGUUUAUUUUAUUGCCUAUUGUUUACCUGUUUACGUUCGUAUCUUGUUUACUGCCUGAAAUUCACUGCAAUAUUAUUCGAUAGAACAAGAUAAAUUUGUUGUUUAUUUGGGUGACAUACCUCUCUUUCAUUGAGACAUCCCUUUCAAGAUCUUUGAUUUCCAUUUAUUAUGAUGACACACUUUUUCUGAUAAUUAUAUAAGCCUCUAGAUAAAUCAUAAGUGUUUUUUUCCAUGUAUUCUAUCAUGUCUAUGAAUAUAUAUAUUUUUUAAUUUCAUAACAUAUUGACUAAAUCGUCAUGACAGUUAGGUUUCAAAUCCUAAAUCUGCCUUUUUCUGAUGUCAAAACCACUGGUUUCUAUGAAUUUAAUUGAAUUGAAUUUUAGAUCUAUUUUAGAUAUUUCCACAUGGCCAAAGCCAAAAAACUUAUGUCCCACUUAUGACAUUGUUGUAUUAAAGCACACGAGAACAAUAUGAUAUCACGAUUAUAAUUUUCAUCUCGAUUCUGAAAUCCCAUUCUUCGUUCCUCUCGAAGCAAAUGAAAAGCAGCUUAGAUUGAUGAUUGAGUGGUCUUUCGUGGCGUUAUAUUCUGUUUACUUUAGCGAUAAACAGUGUUAUUUGAGUAAAUUCAUCACCAACUAAAUUGUAGUUGGAAAAAAUAUGCAACCGUGUCAAGCAAGACAUCUGCUCAUCUGCUUUUCUGAAAUGAUUUAUUUACUGCGACUGGCCAAAUGCAAAGUUAAACACAUUUUGUUUUUCGAUACUGAUCGGCGUUGUUUGUUGACAAACAAUAACCGAGGCCAAAGCCAAGCCGAGUAAACACUUAUUAUGUAUGUCUGUUAUAAAUAAUUGUUUAUUUAGCUGUACACGGGCUGGUUGAUAGACAGCUCCUCUAAGUAAUUGACACUGACUUGGUGAAUCAAAUUUUAUAAUUCAUACUUUUUGCAUGGUUUAAGAAAAGGUAAUUUUUCUGGAUGAUUGAAAAGAGCCAGUAAUUAUAAAAAACUUUAUUGCGUGAAGUAUUUUAUGUCAGAUUAUUUACCUUUCAUUCAACGGUGACAUAUUCUUCUGGAAAUUCAGUGUUUCGGUUGAACAGAACAGCGCGGGCUUUGAUCAUGUUGAUAAACCAUGUUUUGUUACAGUGUUGGUAUGCAAUUGCACUUAUUGACAACAACAAGCAAUCAAUCAUUUUAUAUAAUUAUGAAUAAGCUUGUUUUAUAUCUGCUGGACUAAAUAAAUACUGCCUAACGUCACGUGUUUAUCAGAUAACAGGACGGUCUUUGUUGCCAAGUUAUCAAAGUUAUAAUUCGUUUAUUCUUUUCUGAAGCCUUUUGGCCUUGCCCAGGCCUUAAUUUAGGUCGAAGUAUUUGGCAAGGAUCAUGUACUCACAAACCGUGUUCGUAUACAUUCGUACUGGUUUGAUACUUGAACUCAGUUCAAUUUAUCGUGACGUAUCAAUUUAACUGACCUCGCUUGGUCGCAAGCGGUGUGAUGAGUGAUUCAAGAAGUUUGCAAAUUUCACAGCCGCCAAGAAGAAGAAGUUAGUAUUGUAUCUGUUUUUUCCUUUGAGCCGAUGAGUCACUCACAAUGUUCCCAUUGAAAGAGUUGAUGAAACAACAAAAAUUUAGUUAUAUCCCGAAAUGAUCCCGCCAUGUUUUAUUCUAUUCCAUGAAUAUAUGAAUUCCCUGCUUAUUCUUAGCGCAACUCAUUUAGUCUUUGUUAAUUUGAUUUGCGCCUCAGGUACUAAUUAAAUGAACAUAUCGACUUACAAUGUAGUUGAUUAUCUGCUCUAGAGGAUAAUUGUAGAAAAAUAUUUUUGUAAGACUAGGAUAUAAUAUAAUAAUAAUGAUUA
Molecule: messenger RNA, 5993 nt
Organism: Lytechinus pictus (painted urchin)
Lineage: Eukaryota; Metazoa; Echinodermata; Echinoidea; Temnopleuroida; Toxopneustidae
Product: cell adhesion molecule 3-like
Exons: 1
Coding region: 272-1930 (552 amino acids)
Source: RefSeq, a predicted model, not a curated record